Molecule: messenger RNA, 2791 nt
Organism: Paramacrobiotus metropolitanus
Lineage: Eukaryota; Metazoa; Tardigrada; Eutardigrada; Parachela; Macrobiotidae
Exons: 4
Coding region: 670-2472 (600 amino acids)
Source: RefSeq, a predicted model, not a curated record
AUCAGCGCCACUGCACAGGGCAGUGGAUGCCGCGCUGACUCUGGCCCUUCGCUACUGCACGGGCAGGUUGUGUGGUUUUUCUGCAUGCCGCCGCAGAUCGCGCGGAGUUGUCUCGCAAUCAGGAAUAAACCUGAUUGCUCGAGGUGUUUUUCCCUUCUUCCCUGUUUUCCCGAUUUGUGCAUUUAUCAAAAAUUACAUUUUUAAUAAAAGAUCGUUCUGGUCGUGGCCGCGUUGUGCACGGUUCUGUGUGGCAGUCGCAGGCCACUUUUAUGGUGGAGAUUUGCGGGUUCGAUCUCCGCAUCCCUUUAAUUUUUCAUAUCACGACCGCGCGAUAUCAACUGCGCGCACAGCCGAAUUCCCUGUACGGUCUACCGGAUUCCACGCCAACGCUACAGCGCAGUGUGGAGUAUAGCCGUAUCGAAAACCCGGAAACAUCAGCACCGUAUCCCGACGCAUCGCGAAGGACCGGAGCUGAUUUCUCCCCACUACCAGCCGAAACCUGUCUCCCUCAUAUAUCGGAGGAACGACCAGUUUCUGGGGGUUCUUCUGUGGAGGAGCAGAAAAGCGGAAACGAGAUCCUGCGUUCCAGACGACAGGCAGAAAGCAGCACACCGAACGCACCGCAUCGCACAACGUCACGUCGUGUCAGUGCAGUGAACACGCAGCAUUAUGCAUUCAUUUCAAAUCCUUCUUGCAUGCGUAAUUCUUCUGGGGUCUGCACCGAACAGCUUUGGGAUAGGCAGAGAUUGGCAUUUCCAAAAGGCAAUGACAUUUUCGCCGCUGCCCGAUUUCAGCACGGAACUGAUAACGCGCGAUCAAUGUGAGUUGCAGUUCACCGCCCACUGCGGAGUGCGCUUUAACAUUGGCAACUCCUUCGCGUGCGCCCAGAAACAGGGACUGGCCAUCAACUGCAGCAGUGAAGCCUCAAACGAGGAAGUACAGCAACUGGCGCUAGCGUUGUCCAAGCCGCCACUCAAGGCGGUCUUCGUCAGUCUGAAUGAUGGACCCCAAGUUGCCUUUGAGAACUUGGCGCCAGUGCGCGAACAGGCGGUGGUCUUCCAGCUGCACAACUGCUGUUCUCCGCGCGCCACCAAGAACCUGGCCCAACUGCGGCUGCCGCAUUUGCUGGAAUUCAGCGUGCAUCACUGCCGCGCCUUGGACGUCAGACGAGCCGACUUUUGGCAGUCCGCCAAACUCCGACUCAUCCAGUUCGCUAACUCCACGAUAGAAUCCCUCGAAGUUGGCACCUUUGCGGAUUUACCAGGAUUACGUCUGCUGUCGCUGGAGCGCGGAAUCCUUGAAAUGGAAAUUUUCCAGGCGGAUAUUUGGACCUAUUUAGUGAGAUUGCACUGCGGCUGCGAGUUUAAGCACUUCCGGCGCUGGUUUAGCAUCAGCGGACUAAAGCAGUAUGCGGAAGAGGGGGAAAUAUACCGCAUCGAGUACGACGCAUGGCGCAACGAGAACCUGGGAUUUAACGAUGUCUUUCUGCCCAUCGACUGUGCUGAAGCACCAUUUCCAAAGGGAGACGUUGUUAUGCAUACUAAUCUAUAUUCGUUUUCGGUUAACGAAGACCUUUACAAGGAAGAAUUCCCGGAGCGUUGUGAGAAUAACACGAAAACCAGCGACGAAUUUCCUACGUUUUCCAGCGAACCGAUGACUUUGAAUGAAUGCAGCGCACUGCGUGAGCUUACUCAGUGUACUUGGCUGCGACGGAAUUACCAGUACUGCGAGGAGCAUUGGCCUAGAGGGCGCAUUUACUCAAAUACUAGUUGCAGUACUUACGAUGAUUAUGUGCGGGAGAUACGUCAGCUAGCCGUGGCUAUGGCGCUGCAGCCGCCAAGACCAGCAACGUGGACCCAUAAGGGAUAUGUUCCCGUCGCACCCGCCGACGUGGCACCAAUUCGGCGGGACAUUAUUAGGUUCGACCUUAUCGGAUGCACGAACAAUCGCUCUACAGCAGCAGCCCGAGAUUUCCAGUUGACCAGUCUGCUGACCUUUGGAAUUUCGAAAUGCAGCGAUCUGGACGUGCAGCGAGACGACUUUCAGCGCCUUUCAUACCUGCGUAUGCUGGUGUUUUCCAACACUACGAUCCGCAGUCUUCAGGUUGACGCCUUCGGUUAUUUGCAAGCAUUGCGGUUGUUGACCCUGGAACACGCCAUCUAUUACACGGACCUAAAACCGACACUGGAUUUUGGACCGCGAAUUCGCAAUUAUUUGUGGCGAUUGCAUUGUGGCUGCGAUUUUGCCUGGUUCCGACAAUGGUGGAAUGACAACACGCUGCUCUUACACGACGGCAACAACGUUGAGGGCGAACUGUUCGCCGUUAGGGACUACGCAAAAAGCUACCCACUGACCCGGGAACGUAUUUUUCUGCCCAUCGACUGUUCCAGACCGAUUCCGCGGGGUGCACAAGGUGUCAAUCGUACCGAAACCGCAUUCUCUCGCAACGCGAAGUCUUGCGUUGCAAAAUAGCGAGUGGGGCAGCGUAUUUUUCCACCAAAAUCGAAAAUUUCGUUGUCGAAUAAUUUGUUCUUUCAUCAAGAAGAUCGUGGGAAUUGAUAGUGCCAGACUGCCAGUAACUGUAGGGAUAUUACUAUGCAGUUGUUAUGUGAAAAUGAAUAUAAUUAUUGCUUUUUCGGGUUUUCGGGACAUUCAUUAAAUUUUAAAAGAAACAUACAUACAAUAAAACUCAACGCCAAAGAUCCCGAAAGUAUUUUUCCAGAAUAGUUGAAGAUUUGAAGGUGGUCUCAUAAUUUUCUUGAAAUGCAAGAAUGUGGUUUCUCUCGAAACG